Molecule: messenger RNA, 693 nt
Organism: Morchella importuna
Lineage: Eukaryota; Fungi; Ascomycota; Pezizomycetes; Pezizales; Morchellaceae
Exons: 6
Coding region: 1-693 (230 amino acids)
Cellular component (GO): cytoplasm
Molecular function (GO): 5'-deoxynucleotidase activity
Source: RefSeq, a predicted model, not a curated record
AUGUCAGAGACUUCACCAAAUGCCAACUCAAACCCUUUCAUUAAAAACUGGUCUCUCGAUGCCGUCUUAAAGUCCAUUCCUUUGCCUGAGAUCUCGGCCUCGAGCUCUCCGUUGGCCUUUCUGCAUAUCAUUGAGCGUCUCAAGACAACACCUAGAGAAGGCUGGAAGCGGUUUGAUAUCAUUAACGGAGAAUCCAUUGCAGACCACAUGUACCGGAUGUCAAUCAUCACUAUGCUUUGCCCACCUGAGGAAAAUAUCAACAAAGAUCGUUGUGUCAAGUUAGCACUUAUUCACGACAUGGCUGAAGCCUUGGUUGGUGACCUUACACCACCCGAUAACGUUCCCAAAGAGGAAAAAUACAGGAGAGAGCUCGAGACCAUGAAUUACAUCUGUGAACAGCUCCUGAAGCCAAUGUCUCCAACAAUUGCCGAAGAAUUUAUGGGCUUGUGGACAGAGUACGAAACUGGUGAAACUAAAGAGGCUAUUUUUGUCAAAGAUGUUGAUCGAUUUGAGCUUGUUUGCCAAUGCAUCGAAUACGAGAAGAAAUACAAUGCGAAGAAGGAUCUAAAAGAGUUCCUACAUGUCAGAAGGGGCAUCAAAAACGAGUUCGUCAAGAAGUGGGCCGAAGACGCUCUGAGGGAAAGAGAAGCCUUUUGGGCGGCCGCUGGGGUUGAGAGCGUAGUUGAGAAUUAG